This is a messenger RNA of Purpureocillium lilacinum, 1695 nucleotides long. RefSeq lists its product as uncharacterized. The record is from RefSeq and is a predicted model, not a curated record. Gene Ontology annotation, biological process: secondary metabolic process. Gene Ontology annotation, molecular function: CoA-ligase activity. NCBI's taxonomy places the organism in Eukaryota, Fungi, Ascomycota, Sordariomycetes, Hypocreales, Ophiocordycipitaceae.
AUGGUAUUUUCGUCUAAACUCCCUCAGAUUGAUGCACCGGCUACGGAUGUCUUCAACUUUAUAUUCAAGACCGGGCGGGAGAACUACCCGCGAGACCGUGUCUUAUACCGUGUGCACGAGACUGGAGAGGUCCUGACUCUUGAGGACCUCGAGCAACGGAGUCGCCGACUUGCCAGCGUCCUGGUGAAAAAGUACAACAUCAAACCAAACGAUGUUGUUGCGUUCUUAGCAAACAAUUCAAUUCACUAUCCUAUUGCAUAUUUUGCAGCCCUUGCCGCCGGAGCCACGAUCUCACCUAUUCCAGUGCAGCAAGGCCUGGACUCCCAUGCAGUUCUUCCGAGGCUACAGCAGGCCAAUGCGAAGCUGAUAAUCACCGAUGAAGGCCUAGCCCCAAUUUCACAGGCUGCCGCCAAGGCAUAUGACGGCAUUCCUUUGAUCAGCCUUGCUGGUUCACCUGCAGGGAUCCCCAAUAUCGAAGACCUACUCGCCAACGAGCAAGAACUCUUCGAUGGUUUUCGACUUCAGACACGGGAUGAGACCGAAGAACACUACGCGUUCAUUUACCGAACUAGCGGGUCUUCGGGGAUCAUCAAGUCGUUUCUCACGACACACGCGCACUGGGCAGCGAACCUCUUAACGACGCGACUGACCGUACCGGAAGAUACAAACCCAGAGACAGAUGUCUGGGUUUCAUCACUGCCAUUCGCCUAUGGUAUCAACGCCAAACUCAACUUAGGCCUGAAUGUCUUACUGGGUAUACCCGUCGUGAUCCUCCUCAAGCCAUUUGAUCAAACAUCGCUUCACUUAAUCGACCAGUACGGCAUUACGUUCCUGUUUGUUACGCCUCCUUUGGCAGCCCAAGUUGCGAAAUCCCCCAAGGCGGACGGCGUCACGUACAAGACCAUCAAGUGGCUUCUAUCUGCUGGCGCCCCUGUUCACACGAAGAUCCGAGAUGCGGUACAGGAGAAGUUUAAUGGUACACGACUCACCUUGGAAUGGGGCACCACGGAGACUCUUCUCAUUGCCUUGCAGAUUGACGAGGCUUCCUCGGUCCCUGGGUCGAGUGGAACACUUGUUCACGGCGUAGAGGCAAGGGUCAUCGAUCUUGAGACAAAAGAGGACCUCGGUCAUAACCAGCAGGGAGAGAUUCUCGUGCGAAACACUCUCGCGCGAUUUGCUGGGUACAAGGACAACGCUGAGGCCAACAAAGACUUUGAUACAGAUGGGUGGUUUCAUUCGGGUGAUGUUGGCUACGUUGAUGAGAAGUCUAACGUCUUCAUCGUCGAUCGGCUCAAAGAGUUGCUACGAGUCGGCGAUGGUUACGGAACCCAUGCUUCAGCCGACGAGUUCGAGGCGGUGUUAUUUGACCAUCCUGCUGUUGCGACGGCCGUUGUCGUUGGCAUUCGAGAUGUCGACACCCAGCAGGAGCACCCAACCGGGUUUGUUAUCCUCCAGCCAGAGCAUGUACCGAGAGAUGAUGCCAAUACGAGCAAGAGGCUCUCGGAGUUGGCCUCAGAGUUGGAAUUAUUUGUUGAGAGCAAGCUCGGCAAGUUCAAAAGCCUUUCGGGUGGAGUAUUCUUCGUCUCGGAGUAUCCUUACGUUGGGUACAAGAUCAACAGAAGGCGGUUGAAGGAGUUGGUGCAGGUCGGCGGAGGGACAGAAACUACGAGUCGUUGGGUUGGAGUUGCUGCGUGA